ACUUCCAACAUUCAAAUAUGUAGCAUUCUGGGAUUUUACUGACGUUUUAGUGCAAAACUGCUUGUUGAAAUACUGUCUUUAAGUGAAAAAACUUACCCCGGGAAAGUCACUCAAAUGUCACAGCUCCAGCCUUAGAGCAGAAUUGUUAAGAAGGCAAAACCAACAAAAUGAAACCAGUCUGGGUCCUUGGGCCUGUCUGUUUGUGCUGGCAUUAACCCAAUGAGAGUAGAUCAAGGCUGGGAAGUUGAGAAGAGGGCAUCUGUCCUGGGUGGUUCUGGCACCCUUUUAGGUCUCUAGCAAUUUCUUGGCUAAACAGUGUACUGGGGAGCACACUGCAAACCAUUGGAACUUGACUGCCAGGGACCAUUUUGAAAGCUCUCUUUUGGUUGUGUUUGAAAAACUAAAGCACGACAGAGAAAAGGUUUUUAUCUUUAUGUCAUUGUGGCAAAGAAAUAUUUGCCAUGUCUGAUCAAUGCAACUGCAGAUGGUAUUUCUGUUUGUGAAAACCCGAAUUAUUUGAGCUUCAGGAUGAAACAUCUUCUGAAAUGGAAAUGGGGUACUUUAAAACAGAGAUUCUUUUGAUGACAAUAAAGACUUCCUCAAGCUGCUAUCUGCACAAUAUCCAGGUGCACAACUCUGAUUGCAUAGGGCGUGCUAAGGUUUCUAAAUCUCUUUCUUUGUGUGCGUGCAUUGUGAUGCAGUGUGGUUUCCUGGCUGGUAGCUAGACAAGCUUGUGACAAGGAAGAUUCAAGCAGCUGAGUGAUUUUUCUGUGGCAUUGUGCAGGAUAGCAUUCUCUUGUUUUCCAAGAAACGUGUCGGUGGCUACGAGCUUGCUCCUGGCAAUGCGAAAUACGUGUGUGAGAUUCCUGGAUGUUUGCUGCCAAUGAAACGGUUCCGAAAGGCGGCCGGGCGGAGCAGGAUGCUCUCCAGGAUAUCCAGGCGGGACGGAGCUCGACUCGAUGGUUCGGCGCGGGCGGCGGGGCGCUCUGGGCGGCCGCGCCGCACUCUAUGGUGCGAUGGGAGGAGCGGCGGGGCACGGCGGGCGGCCCCGGCCCGGCGGUCCUGGAGCCUUCGGCGAGCACCAUGUCGCCUCCGAAAGAAAAUGUCAGCUUACUGUUCAAGCUGUACUGCCUCACGGUGAUGACCCUGGUUGCUGCCACGUACACGGUGGCACUGCGGUACACCAGGACAGUGCAGACAGAGCUCUACUUCUCAACCACGGCUGUGUGUGUCACUGAAGUCAUCAAGCUGUUCCUGAGCGUGGGCAUCCUGGCUAAAGAAACUGGAAGUCUGACCAGGUUAAUAACAUCUUUAAAAGAAAAUGUAUUCGGAAGUCCUAAAGAAUUGCUGAAAUUAAGUGUUCCAUCUGUGGUGUACGCUAUCCAAAACAAUAUGGCAUUCGUGGCUCUUAGCAACUUGGAUGCUGCAGUCUACCAGGUGACAUACCAGUUGAAGAUCCCUUGUACAGCUUUAUGUACAGUCCUGAUGCUGAGCCGUACCCUUAGCAAGUUGCAGUGGUUCUCUGUCUUCAUGCUGUGUGGUGGUGUUACCCUUGUUCAGUGGGAGCCUGCUCAGGCUACAAAAGUACAGGUGGAGCAGAACCCAUGGCUAGGGUUUGGAGCGAUUGCUGUGGCAGUGUUUUGUUCAGGAUUUGCAGGAGUUUAUUUUGAAAAGGUGUUAAAGAGUUCAGAUACUUCCUUGUGGGUGAGGAACAUUCAGCUGUACUUAUCUGGGAUUGUGGUGAAUUUAUUUGUUGUGUACAUGUCAGAUGGAGACAAAGUUCUUGAGAAGGGGUUUUUCUAUGGCUACACAUACUACGUCUGGUUUGUUGUCUUUCUGGCCAGCGUGGGUGGCCUCUACACCUCGGUGGUUGUUAAGUACACAGAUAACAUCAUGAAAGGCUUUUCUGCAGCGGCAGCCAUCGUUCUCUCUACUGUGGCAUCAGUCAUCCUCUUCGGCCUCCAGAUAACUGUUACCUUCUCCCUGGGUACUCUCCUGGUGUGCAUUUCUAUUUACCUCUAUGGAUUACCUCGACAAGACACCACAAAAAUCCAGCCCUCAGAGACUAAAAGCACUAAAGAGAGACUUGCUACUGUGUGAUGUUGUCCAUAAAAAUGGACAGAUGGACAAGAGAAAAAAUAGACUUUAAAAAAAAACUUUUUUUUUUUUUUUUUCAAAAUUAGCCUUAAGCUAGUCAUGAAAUGGUUUAAGUGGGAUAGACUAAAAGCAGAAGUUAUUUCUGUUUUACAUGUGGAGUUUCCAGUGGCUGACACUGAAGCUACACUGCAGCUGAGGAGCUGGCUGGGUAUUUUAUGGAAGGUAUUCUUCAUUCAUGUUGACACUGAAGAGUCUCAUUUACAAGGAAAACCCAAUGAAGGAACUGAUCACUCAAUUGUAUAUAAUGUAUAUAACACAGGGAAAUUGGUUCUUUGUGUAUUUGAUAAACUGUCUUGCUCUUUGAGGGCAGUAAUGCCUGAAAAGCUUCAUAAAAAAACUAUUAAAAAAAGCAACUACUGCCACAGUUUUCUCUUAA
Molecule: messenger RNA, 2533 nt
Organism: Passer domesticus (house sparrow)
Lineage: Eukaryota; Metazoa; Chordata; Aves; Passeriformes; Passeridae
Gene: SLC35A1
Product: solute carrier family 35 member A1
Exons: 9
Coding region: 871-2100 (409 amino acids)
Biological process (GO): pyrimidine nucleotide-sugar transmembrane transport
Cellular component (GO): Golgi membrane
Molecular function (GO): pyrimidine nucleotide-sugar transmembrane transporter activity
Source: RefSeq, a predicted model, not a curated record